AUGGGAGGAAAAGCCCCGAGUCUUAUUACGACCGAUGAAGAUGCUAGCAUGAGAUCUGCAAUUGCCUCUGUUUUCCCAGAUACAGUUCACAGGUUAUGCGUGUGGCAUAUAAUGGAGAAAGUUCCAGAAAAGGUUGGUCCAGAAACAAGAACUGACAAAUCAUUUUGGGCUAGUUUGAAUGCUUGUGUGUGGGGUUCAGAAACUGGAUAUGAGUUUGAAACACAGUGGAAUGCUCUCAUAAUUAAGUACGGUCUCGAGGGGAAUGCAUGGCUGGCUAAUAGGUACGAUAUUCGUGAAUCAUGGAUUCCAGCAUAUUUUCAGAACAUACCGCUUGCCGGGCUCCUUAGGACAACUUCAAGGUCUGAAAGUGCAAACUCGUUCUUUAAUCGCUUUAUCCACCGCAAAUUAUCUUUUGUUGAGUUUUGGCUUAGACUUGAUACAGCAUUGGAAUGCCAGCGGCAAGAGGAGUUAAAGGAAGACCAUAUGACUGUACAUGCCAUGCUGCAGCUGAUAACAGGAUGGUCCGUGGAGAAACAAGGUAGCAUGCUGUACACACGUAACGUGUUCAAAAAAUUCCAAACAGAAGUGCAAGCUGCUAGAGACCACUGCAGAGUUGUUAGCAUUACAGAGUUUGAGAGUGUAAAAAUGGUGGUCAUUAAUGACGGGUCCAUGAAGGACAGGGUGGUUCGAUGGUGCACAUCAGAUAUAUUUGGGUGCUGCUCGUGCAUGUUAUUUGAGACACUGGGGAUUCCAUGUCGCCAUAUCAUUUUGGCAGCAAGAGGUGAAAAGCUUGAAGAACUACCUUUAGCUUACAUUUUAAAAAGGUUCGAAAUUCUAUGCAAGAGAGAGCGAGUGUACGAUGAGGAAGGAAACUUAUUGGACGAGAAGCCCAUAGAUGCAAAUGAAGUGGAAAGCCGGAAAAAGAUAUCAACGGUGAGAAACAAGGUAGAAGAUUUGAUUCAACAAGCAAAGGGUUCAAAAGAAGGCAUGGAUUUUUUAGUUUCAAGUGUUAUGAAUAUAGAAGCUUCUCUUGGUCACAUUUUACCUACCAUAGUGCAAACUAGACGAGACGAGUACGAGGGUUUCAUUGGUUGCCAAAUCCCGGAUCAAAUUAAUAUACAUCCACCAACUGAUGUUCUAUCGAAGGGAAGGAGUAAAAGACUCAAGAAGUCUAAGGAGCUUCCUAAACCACGGAAGAGAAAGAAUACCAAUCAGGAGGCACCAUCUCAGUAG
This is a messenger RNA of Panicum hallii, 1233 nucleotides long. RefSeq names its product protein FAR-RED IMPAIRED RESPONSE 1-like. Bases 1 to 1233 code for a protein of 410 amino acids. Gene Ontology annotation, molecular function: zinc ion binding. The record is from RefSeq and is a predicted model, not a curated record. NCBI's taxonomy places the organism in Eukaryota, Viridiplantae, Streptophyta, Magnoliopsida, Poales, Poaceae. Gene Ontology annotation, biological process: regulation of DNA-templated transcription. The transcript is spliced from 2 exons.